AUGGCUUCAUCUUCAUCUGAAGGUAUGAUAAUUAAUUCUGGGCUAGAGGAUCCAUCUUUGUUGCGUUUUCAAAGUAUACAUGUCUCUGAACACAUUUGGGAUGGGCGAGAGCAUCCGAUGUUGAAGGUUAGGAAGUGUCAGUUCAUACCAGCUGGCAUAGACUGUGUUCCAGGAGAGAUUUUACCUCAUUUAGAGAUGGCUGGCUUUGUUGGAGUUGCUCAGCUUGCUAACUUUCCAUUGGAUAGACAUUUGAUCACUGCAUUAGUAGAAAGAUGGAGGCCUGAGACUUAUACAUUUCACAUGCCACCCGGAGAGUGCACAAUAACGCUUGAGGAUAUAGCCAUCCAGACAGGUCUUCGGGUUAAUGGGCUUCCAGUUUUUACAGCUACCGGAGGUAAUUGGCCACAGAUGGUUGAGGAUAGUCUAGGUAUUAGACCACCACCAGAAGCUUUUGUGGGGAGUAGCUUGAAGAUUAGUUGGUUAGAUUAG
Messenger RNA from Abrus precatorius (Indian licorice), 489 nucleotides. Its product is annotated as serine/threonine-protein phosphatase 7 long form homolog. Gene Ontology annotation, biological process: meristem development; meristem maintenance. The record is from RefSeq and is a predicted model, not a curated record. The coding region runs from base 1 to 489 and encodes 162 amino acids. Lineage: Eukaryota; Viridiplantae; Streptophyta; Magnoliopsida; Fabales; Fabaceae. The transcript has a single exon.